AUGGCCAAGAAACAAUGCCCAUUGCAAUGUCACCUCGAACCCAUCGACUUGAAUGAGGAGACUCAGUUCAGCGAGCUCCAAAGACAACGAACCAUCUGUGGCUGGAAUUACGAGCAGCAAACCCUACAAUCAUGGAAAGGAAACACGAACUUCAAAAAGCUCUUUUGGAUCACCACGCCAGAUCCCGACAAUGAGACCAAGUCUAUUCGUGCAGGUCAUAUAUCGCUCGAUCUGUCGUCUGGCAUUCUUGAACCCGGUUUACUACAGGGAGACGAGAUCGACCUUUCUCUAAGCACAUUCUUCAUAUUGCCCGAACAUCGUGCUCUCAAGCUUGGAAAGAAGGCCGUACAGCUCCUUGAAAAUCUCGCAGUUACAGAGCCGUACGGUGAUCCGCGCUGUCGUUAUCUCACCCUGUGUGCUUUGAGCAAGAGGUACAUAUACGAUGAGAGAUGGCGAGGGUUGUGGUCGAAAGUUGGGAUGGCACAGCCACCGUUCAGUAUUCAGGAGUGGUAUGAGAACCUCGGCUAUACCACAUGGAAGGAGGUGCCACUGACCGAGGCAACUUCUUUGGAUGGUGAAACCUUUCAGGUGUGGGAGGCGUUGAUGAGAAAGGAUCUACGGGGGAUUUCAUAG
This is a messenger RNA of Penicillium manginii, 633 nucleotides long. RefSeq lists its product as uncharacterized. Lineage: Eukaryota; Fungi; Ascomycota; Eurotiomycetes; Eurotiales; Aspergillaceae. The transcript has a single exon. Bases 1 to 633 code for a protein of 210 amino acids. The record is from RefSeq and is a predicted model, not a curated record.